ACUAGAACACCAAGCCCUAUACAUAUAACAAAGGCUCCCAGGCAGACCUGAAGCAGAAUAGCCCAAGUCCACGUGUCAGGGACCAUUGUAUUUCUGCAUCUGAACAGAUGAUUGCAUAGCAAGCUGAAGAAAACAAAAGGAAUUAUUCUUUGAGUCUGUGGACAACGUUGUGACCCAAAGCUGCAGAAGGAAGCAUAUAUACAAAUUAUUUUAUCCAAAUACUUUUAUCAUACAGAGGUCUUAUGAGAACAAGUUAAUGAAGGAUCUGUCAUAAUGACUUUGACACAAAUGGAUAUUAUAGAGACUGCAAAGAUAGAAGAACCAAUAAGUCAGAAUCAUGAUACACCAAAUGGAUUCCCAAGAUCAGUUUCUUCAAACAGUGAAGAUGACAAAAAUAUCAAGAACAAGUCAAAGGGUCUUUCCAAUGGCUUGCGAAAAGGUGCCAAGAAGUACCCGGACUAUAUUCAGAUAUCUAUGCCAGCAGACGCUAAGAACAAAUUUCCAUUGGAAUGGUGGAAAACUGGCAUUGCAUUUGUGUACGCUUUGUUUAAUAUGAUACUAACGACUGUCAUGAUCACUGUGGUACAUGAACGAGUGCCUCCAAAGGAGGUGAGCCCUCCGCUACCAGACAAAUUUUUUGACUACAUAGAUCGUGUAACAUGGGCCUUUUCUGUAUCAGAAAUAAAUGGGAUGGUUCUAGUUGGAAUUUGGUUAAUCCAAUGGCUGUUCCUUAGAUAUAAAUCAAUAGUGGGUCGAAGAUAUUUUUUUAUUAUUGGGACUUUGUACCUGUACAGAUGUAUUACAAUGUAUGUUACAACACUACCAGUGCCUGGAAUGCAUUUCCAAUGCGCCCCAAAGCUGAAUGGAGAUUCUUAUGCUAAAGCACAGAGGGUCCUUAGAUUGAUAUCAGGAGGUGGCUUGACUAUUACAGGAUCCCACAUCUUGUGCGGAGACUUCCUCUACAGUGGUCAUACGGUCAUACUCACUCUUACUUAUUUAUUCAUCAAAGAAUAUUCACCUCGUCACUUUUGGUGGUACCAUUUAAUCUGUUGGCUACUGAGCGCCGCAGGAGUAAUCUGUAUUUUGGUAGCACAUGAACACUACACGGUGGAUGUCAUUAUCGCCUACUUUAUCACAACCAGGCUGUUUUGGUGGUAUCAUGCCAUGGCCAAUGAAAAGUGCUUAAAGAAUUCCUCACAGACAAAUGUACUCUCCCGGACAUGGUGGUUUCCCGUCUUCCUCUUCUUUGAGAAGAACGUUCAAGCAUGUGUUCCAUGUUGUUUUUCCUGGCCUAUCUCAUGGCCACCCAGCUGUUUCAAAUCUUCGUGUAAAAAGUAUUCAAGGGUUCAAAAGACAGGUGAAGACAAUGAAAAAACCACCUGAAUUCUCUUCUGGAGAACGCUUUAUCAAACAGAAACUUGAACUCUCUAACCAAAGGAGUAUUUUUAGUUUAAAACAAUAAAUAAUGAAGUGGA
Messenger RNA from Bombina bombina (fire-bellied toad), 1475 nucleotides. It is a transcript of the gene SGMS2, whose product is annotated as sphingomyelin synthase 2. Gene Ontology annotation, biological process: ceramide biosynthetic process; sphingomyelin biosynthetic process. Gene Ontology annotation, cellular component: endoplasmic reticulum membrane; Golgi membrane. Gene Ontology annotation, molecular function: ceramide cholinephosphotransferase activity; sphingomyelin synthase activity. Lineage: Eukaryota; Metazoa; Chordata; Amphibia; Anura; Bombinatoridae. The coding region runs from base 274 to 1383 and encodes 369 amino acids. The record is from RefSeq and is a predicted model, not a curated record. The transcript is spliced from 6 exons.